Molecule: messenger RNA, 477 nt
Organism: Plasmopara halstedii
Lineage: Eukaryota; Oomycota; Peronosporomycetes; Peronosporales; Peronosporaceae
Product: elicitin-like protein
Exons: 1
Coding region: 1-477 (158 amino acids)
Cellular component (GO): extracellular region
Source: RefSeq, a predicted model, not a curated record
AUGAAUAUUUUCGUCUUCGUCUCCUUUGCUGCAUUAGCCGCCACAACGAACGCUGCCACAUGUGACACGGCGGCUCUGCAGUUGAUCAUCACCUCCCCAAAUGCGGCCGCUUGUAUGAAUCAAUCUAAUUUCACCGCAACAAGUCUAACCACACCCACGACCGCUGAAUUGGCCAGAAUGUGCGCUAGCGACGCCUGUAUGUCGCUGCUGUCAGAAGCCCAGACGGCUGCCCCAUCGGAGUGUACUGUGGGCACGUUCUCUCUAUACGCUGACUUGAUUACGCCGCUCAACGAUGUCUGUGAUGAUGGGUCAUUGUCGUCCACUCCCCGCUCUACCAAUGAAAGCAGUAAUAGCACCACAGAUGACGCGACUUCCACAUCGACACCAACAGCCCCUCCUGCCACCACAAGUGGCGCUAGUGUCACUGCUGUCUCCUUAGGAGUCUUCCUGGCCACAGCGACCGCCGUAUUUUUGUAA